Messenger RNA from Panonychus citri (citrus red mite), 4650 nucleotides. Its product is annotated as thyrotropin-releasing hormone-degrading ectoenzyme-like. Gene Ontology annotation, molecular function: zinc ion binding; metalloaminopeptidase activity; peptide binding. Gene Ontology annotation, cellular component: cytoplasm. The coding region runs from base 614 to 4270 and encodes 1218 amino acids. NCBI's taxonomy places the organism in Eukaryota, Metazoa, Arthropoda, Arachnida, Trombidiformes, Tetranychidae. The transcript is spliced from 7 exons. The record is from RefSeq and is a predicted model, not a curated record. Gene Ontology annotation, biological process: peptide catabolic process; proteolysis.
GUCUAAGAAAAAUAUUAUAAAAGAGACAAAGUUUCUUGAUGAUCAAUCUUAAUCAAACUCAAUUAAAGUUAAUCAGAUCAAACAGUCAACUACUAGUGUGUGUGUAUAUAUAUUGUUACUUUGGUAAGUUAGUUAGUUAGGAAACUCAACAAUCUUAAUUUUUUUUUCUUCUUCUUCUUCUUCAUCAUUUUUAUCAUCUUCGUUGUAACUGAGAUUCACGAGUCUCUCACUCAUCAUCAUCAUUAUCAGCAUCUUCAUCUUCAUCAACUCACAAAAUGUUAUCAUCAUCUCACUGAAUACUCUCAAUUAUCAUCACAAUUACAAUUCUUGACAAUUUUUUUAUUCUUUUUUUUUCUCAACAGAACUUUUUUUUUGCUUCUUCUUUUUUUUCUCGUUUUCAAUGGUUCUAACUUGAUUCUUUGCCUAACAAAGCAAAGUUAAUUGUUAUUCCUGCUAAUGGGCAACACUUAAUCAACAUAAUCUGCAUCAAAUUAGUUGUCAACAAUUGUUAAUUAUGUGCUAAAUUGUGAUAACAACAAAGUUUAUCUUCAAGUAUUAAACAAUCAACAUAAUUAUUGUAGUUUAAAAACAAAGUAACAAAAUCAAAGGGAAAAUGUUUCAAUCAUUUUAUCAAUACUUUUUGAUAUUUUCUGUUUUUAUCUUCACAAUUGUGACAAUUUCAUCAACUGGGUCACAUUUUGAUUCUGUUGAUGGUGAUUUAAUUGCUGAUAAUGAUGAAGAUGAUGAUGAUGAUAAACGUUUAUUUGUUAAUAAAACUCAUCGAUCCAGUCGAUUCAAUAUGUCGAUUCGUUUCACCAAUAAUCGGGAAUCAACACCAUUGGAACCUUAUGUUAGACUUUCAUCAUUAUUAUUCAAACCUUAUCGUUAUCAUGUUCACUGGGAUCUUACUGAAGGAAUUGAAACUUUCUCAGGAACUGUUAACAUUUCAUUCAUGGUUCUUAAAUCGACAAAUUGUCUUAACAUUCAGAUAAACACGCUUAAUAUCAGUUCACUUUCCCUGAAAUAUCAAGAUUCCGGUGAUACCAUUUUGGUGACAAAAAGUUGGCUCAGUAAAUCGGAUAUUUAUGUUAUCGAAACUGUUGAUAAUGUUACUGACCAUCAGAUGAUUUCAAUGUUUAUCAAAUUUACAGGAACUUUUCAAAGUUUAGGUUUUCUUAUCCAUCAAACAACAACACCAAUAACAAGAUACACUUACAUGACGAAAUUUGAACCAAUCCAUGCUCGAAAAGCUUUCCCCUGUUUCGAUGAGCCCGAUAUGAAAGCUCAUUUUAAAAUUAGUGUUAAACAUAAUUCAUCAUUGAAAGCUUAUUCUAACAUGCCCUUGGAAAGUAUUGUCAACAGUUCUGAGAUUGACUCUCAGAAUUGGAGUAUAUCAACGUUCAAGGAAUCACCUCUAAUGACGACGUAUCUUGUUGCUCUCGUUGUUUGUGACUGUCAACGUUCAAUUGCAUCGACAUCACGAGGAGUAGAGAUCGGAAUAAUAACAUUGAAAGAAGACUCGAAUAAAACAGAUUACGCUUUAUCUAUUACCGUUAAGUGUAUGGAAUUUUUUCAACAAUAUCUUGGGAUCGAAUAUAAAUUCCCGAAAUUAGAUAUUUUCGCUGCUCCACAUUAUCCAUCAUUCGGAAUGGAACAUUCUGGCUUAAUUAUCCAAUUCUAUCAUCGAAUCUUAUAUCAAAAAGAUGGCGAUUAUGAGGUUUACAAUAAGGAAUGGAUUCUGUAUACAACAGCUCAUGAAAUCGCUCACCAAUGGUUCGGUAAUCUGGUAACACUACGCUGGUGGGAACACACUUGGCUUAAUGAGGGUUUCGCCACGUACUUUGCCACCAAAGCUGUCGAACAUGUUGACCCUGGAAUGUCCUCUGAUGAUCUAUUUUUAAUCAAUCGAUAUCGAACCUCACUUGCAUACGAUUUACGUGGUAUUUACAAUCCAUGGAAUCGGACAGUAGCACCGAUAGCAAAUGCUAAUCAGAUAAAACAAUCUUUCAGUUGGUUAAGUUAUCAGAAAGGUGGAAGCAUUUUAAGAAUGAUGGAAGACUUUAUUCACCAUGAUAACAUGACCAAACUGAUUCGAUCCUAUUUAACUAAACAUUCUGAUUCCAAUGUGGUUACUCGGGAUUUCAGUGAAGAGGCUGAAAAAUAUUAUUCAGAGAUUAAUAUGACUGAAUUCAUCGAUUCAUGGACUCAACAAUCAGGAAGUCCAAUAAUAACUGUUACACAUAAUAAGAAUGGAACUGUUCGUCUGAGUCAAAUAUCAUCUUUAGCUCUUAAAUCAUACAAGGAAUCUCUAUCUUCCAGGAAUCCUGAUUCUCAGGAGAAUUCGAUUAAUUCAACUGAUUCUCUGACCAUGGAAAAAAAUUCUCCUCAUAUUGUUUCGUCUUCUUCUUCAUCAACAGUUCCACCAAUUCCAUCAUCAUCAUCAUCAUCAUCUAAUCGAUUAGUUAACGAAUCAUCGGUAAUCUGGUUAAUUCCAAUAACAUAUAAAACUUCCGAUGGAUCUUCAGGAUUAAUUUGGUUAACUAAAUCAAGUCAAGAGUAUCGAUUAUGUGACAAUUGUUCAUGGAUUGUGUUUAAUGUUAACAAAAAGGGUUAUUAUAUUGUUAAUUAUUCUCAUAAUCAAUGGUUAACAAUAAUUGAUGCUCUUAAUUCUGAGCCUGAAUCAUUUUCACCGCAAACAUUUACAGGUUUACUACUUGAUGUUUAUUAUUUAUUUGAACUUGGCUUAGUUGAGGUUGACAUUUUUUUCAACCUAAUGUCAAAUGUCAAACGUUAUUCAUCAUUGGGAUCACUUUGGUUAGCCUUAAAUUGGUCCAAAGUUUCAUUUGCGGCUCCAUCUUUUGGAGAAGGUCGCUAUCUAUUAUAUAAAUAUCGACGAGAUUUACUUGAAUCAAUAUACGAAAAAGUUUCAAUGGUAUCAUCUUCAUCUCCAUCAUCAUCAAUCUCAUCAUCUCCAUCCUCAUCCUCAUCAUUAAAAAUACCUCAAGAGCCAUAUGACAAAAUGGUAAUCAGAUAUGAACUUCUUGAAGAUGCAUGUGAAAUGAAAGUUCCUGAUUGUCUUGGAGAUUCUUCAAAAUAUUUAUCAUCAUGGAUCGAAAAUGGAACUUAUAUUCCAAGUUAUCUACAGCAUGUCGUAUUUCGCCAUGGAAUGGCGACUUUGAAUAAUGUUACUUAUUGGGAAUUCAUUUUGAAUAAACUACUUACCGGUAAUUUGAACGGGAUUAAAGGGACCGCUUUAAUCAGAGGAUUAUUCGCAAUUAAAGAUGAUAAUCUUAGGGAGAAAGCUUAUUCCCUAUUAAAGGAUACAGAAUAUGAGAUCGAAGCUUCAGUUUUAAUUGAGACCAAAUGUCCAACGAUUUCGAGUAAACCAAAUCCAUCUAAAUUGUCUGUACUUAAAUGGUUGAUUGAGACUAAUUCUUAUGGUUUCCCUUGGCGAAAUGAGAAAAGUUCAAUGAUAUUGAAUUUAAUUAAUUCGGUGAACCAUCAAUCAUCAACAGAGAAUCAAAUUAAUUUGGUUAAUCAGCUAUUAGGUAAUCCAGUUAAUCCAUUCAGUUAUUCAAUUAAUCUAUUACUAUUAUCACCUUCUUCAUCUUCAUCAAUGGAGAUUAAAGGUUCAAUUGAUUUAAAUUAUAAAUUAAAUGGAACCACAAAAUAUUGCUCCUUGAUCAUUGGAUCACAAUUAACUAUUACAACAAUCACUGUUUACUCAAUUGAUUUAGCUAACAAUCAAUUUGAACAAAGGAAACAAUUAAUUGCUAAUUCAUUUCAUUAUCGACGCAACAAUUUGUUCAUCAUUGAAUUUCAAUCAAUUCUUCAACCAGGUUACUAUCUGAUUCAUUUAACAUAUUCAGGAAACUAUUCACCGGCAAUAAUAAUGAUCGAUCAACAAUCUAAUCACAAUCAGGAUCAAAUUAACAGAUCAACUUUGAGGAGUAUCAAUGGUCCUAAAAGUUUCGAGUUGAAAGGAGGAUUCAAUUUAUUUCCAACCUUUAAUCAUUCAAUUGGUUCAUCUCCGAGUUUCAAUAUUAAUCUUGUCUAUCGUUUAACCGCCGCUCAACCUUUGGCCUCAUCAAGUUCAUCGUCGGGAUCUCAUGAAGGUCCAACGAUAAUUCAUUCGGCAUCAACCGCUUUUAUCAAUAUUCUACCUGAACAAUUACGAAUCUAUUUAUCACCAGACAAGGUUCGAUUAACUCGAUUAAUUGAUUCUGACAAUGGAACUGAACUUUUUUUACCAUUCGAUAAUUCAAUCUAAUCGAAACAGUAUCAAACUCUAUUUAUUGUAAUUAUCGACCUUUCAAUUUAUCUCAAAGUGUCAUUUCUAAUUAACUAAUUAACUCUUGGAACCAUGUGACAAUUUAAUUAUCAAUAAUAUUGUCAACACUAUUUUCACUCAUUAAUUGAUUUUGUUGAUAAUUAAAUCGUUCGGACAAGAAGAAAAAAACUAAUCACAAUCAAUUAAUACAAUUUCCAUGUAAACAACAUGAGCUUAUGAUAAGUUAAUCCAUAAGUUUGACUUUAUCAGGAGAUUAAUUUAAUAGCGAUAAUAUUAUCCAUGGAUUUGAAUCAAGAUUAAGAUGAUGGAGAGGAAAAAGAAUUAAAAAAAAAGUAAUUAAAUGAACAAAUAAUUUCUUA